Messenger RNA from Acanthisitta chloris (rifleman), 474 nucleotides. RefSeq names its product NADH dehydrogenase [ubiquinone] 1 alpha subcomplex subunit 4-like. The record is from RefSeq and is a predicted model, not a curated record. Lineage: Eukaryota; Metazoa; Chordata; Aves; Passeriformes; Acanthisittidae. The transcript is spliced from 4 exons. The annotation marks the transcript as partial.
GUAGCAGUGGGGAUUUUUUACAUCACUGCCACUUUGUAGCUGCUGAUUCCUCUCUGACCUCUGGCACAGAGCUUAUGCCGGUGGUUAUAGCUCGAAAUGUGUUACUGAUCCCUCUGUUUGUGAUCAUUGGAUCUGGAGGUGUUGGAGCAGGCCUCUAUCUCAUGCGCUUGGCAAUGUUCAACCCUGAUGUCAGCUGGGACAAGAAGAAUAACCCAGAACCUUGGAACAAAAUGGCCCCCAGUGACCAGUACAAGUUCUACUCGGUUAAUGUAGACUACAGUAGACUGAAAAAGGACCGUCCUGACUUCUGAACAACACACUCAUGUCCCUGAGCUGCACAGAAAGGUCUUCCGGAAGCCGUCCGCACAAUGGUCAUGCAUCAUCAUCCAGGAAAUAAUCACGUUCGCCUCAUGCAGCACUAGGUCACAUGUUUGAAACUCUUUUGAUGAGGCUUAAUAAAAGUUUGAAACUUGA